CGAUCACGGUGAAACGAGUAAUAAAAAGCCACCUAUGUGUGUGAUAGGCCUCUCGUUUUUCCGGUACUGCGUCGCGAAGUAUCUUAAGACUUGCGUCGCGGCGCGUCUUUCGAUCGGAGUGCUUGCGGGGUGUGUGGCGUUUGAUCCCUCACACCUGGGCCCGCCUUGGUGCAUAAAAUGGGGCCCGGCGCAUUCUCCUCGCGCGCAGUCUUGUCCUAUGGUCCAUCUAGCGACACAAAUUGAAGCCAAGUAA
Amoebophrya sp. A25 is the source of this 253-nucleotide messenger RNA. The record is from the annotation of a GenBank genome assembly. Lineage: Eukaryota; Dinophyceae; Syndiniales; Amoebophryaceae.